Molecule: messenger RNA, 4761 nt
Organism: Symsagittifera roscoffensis
Lineage: Eukaryota; Metazoa; Xenacoelomorpha; Acoela; Convolutidae
Product: voltage-dependent calcium channel subunit alpha-2/delta-3-like
Exons: 36
Coding region: 778-4689 (1303 amino acids)
Cellular component (GO): voltage-gated calcium channel complex
Molecular function (GO): voltage-gated calcium channel activity
Source: RefSeq, a predicted model, not a curated record
CUAUCUUGACUUCAAUUCGAUUUUCCCGGGGGUAAUUUUUUCUUCACCUUUUCCCCAAGCUUACUUCAACUGUCUUUUGCAUUUCCAUUUGGCGGUUAAAUUUUCAAUUUAUUAUCACACAUAUAUCCUCUUUAUUUUACCCAAAAUCGAUCCAAAAUGAGAGGGUAAAUCUUCCGUCGUUCCAACCAAAAAAAGCUGACGUUAACUUUUAGAUUGAAUAAUUCUGAGCAAUAAUAGUUCAUUGAUUAGUCAAUAUUCGAAUAGGCUUAUUUUUCAAAUAAAAGCACUUCAGCUUCUUUUCCAUUUGGUCAGUUUUGCAAUUGAGUUUAAUACCAACCCUUUAAAGUACCUUAGGCAAAAUGUAUCAUACGGGUCGCUAGACUCCUUAUUCGCUGUAGACCGCCUCGUUUAAUCAAUUUUGUGAAUUUCCUUUAGCAAACAAUUCCCAUUGAUUGAAAACACAUUUUAAAAAGCAGUUUUUGGUCUACACUGAAAAAUAGUUAGAACAAACCAGCUGAAAAUCGGCAAUUUUCUAUAUCUUUGAAAUUAAAAAAAAAGAUUCUUAACCCGAAAUGGAAAAAGAAUAUAAAUAAAAGUUCUGAUAACAAAAAUCGAUAAAACUUUUUCUGAAUGCUUUAGUUAUCUGGACUCCGAAAUCACAAAAGAAGGCAAACGAUACCCGUAGCAAACAUGUCUACUUGAGUUCGGGGAUCUGUUACUGCCCUUAAUUAAACUGAUUGACAUUACCACACCACUGACCAUUGUACUUAUUUUACAAUGUCUUCUCAAUUCCAAAUACUUGCCAUUAUUUCUCUUAUUUCUAUGAAUAUCGGAGGGGUACGAACAUCCAACACAAAAGACCACGAAAUCAGCAAGGACAGGGUGCGGCAGCUGGGCGAGAAGCUGCAUGAAUACUUCGGAAGAACACUCGGUGAAAACUUGGGGGCUGAAAAACUGGAAGAUAUUGUGCGACAGAAGAGUCCCCGCAUCUCCAAGAUAGACGGAGAAAAGAUGGUGCUGGAGUUCGCCACUGAGAUGCAGAAGAUGCUCAGUGCCAAAAUCACUGCCAUCGAGAACAUUGCCAAUCAAACGGAGGAUGCGAAUAUGAAGCACAAAUACGAUCGAGAUCUGGAGUUCGACUACUACAACGCAAACUUCCUGAACAAGUACCGACUGGUCACUGACGAAUGGGGCAACCAGAGUAUGGAGUUGAGACCCGACAGUAAGGAGAUGGUGUUCAUAUCCAGCGAACAGUUCCAGGACACCAGCAUUAACUGGACACACAGCACACUACAAGUGCCAGUCAGCAUAUUCAAAAGAGACCCAGACGUGGUGAAUGGGAUUUACUUCACGGAGAGUCUGAACCGAGUGUUUGAGGAGAACCACAAGAAGGACCCCACCUUAACCUGGCAGUACUUUGCCAGCUCCACCGGAUUCUUCCGAAACUAUCCCGGCGUGGAUUGGGGCGUGGGCGAGGGAGACGUGGACGUGUAUGACGCAAGAGAGAGGUCCUGGUAUCUGCAGGCCUCCCACUCACCCAAAGAUGUCGUCAUCCUCAUUGAUUCCAGUGGGAGCAUGACUGGUAGUAGGGAGUUUGUGGCCAGCAAUGCUGUCCAAACCAUCAUCGAAACACUUCUGGACGAUGACUUUUUCAACAUACUCACAUUUGCAGAGGAGACGAACUACUUGGAGGAGUGUUUCAACGGCCACUUGGUGCAGGCUAACUCGGACAACAAGCAGAUAAUGAAGAAGAAGCUGGAUGAGAAGACUAUGAGGGGAGGGUCAAUUGGGAUUGCCAACUUCCAGACGGCACUCACCACCGCAUUCCAACUACUCAAAAAUAAGUCGCAGGACGGGAGUCAGUGCAAUCAGGCCAUUAUGCUGUUGACAGACGGGGCAGUUGACAACUUCGAGGAGAUAUUCGAGGAGUACAACAGCGAACGAAGGAUCAGAGUCUUCACGUACAUAAUCGGCCGAGAUGUGAAGAAUUCUGACCCUGUGAAGUGGAUGGCAUGCAACAAUAAGGGAUGGUAUGCUCAGAUUGCCACUCUUGCUGAUGUUAAAAUCAAUGUCAUGCAAUACAUCCACGUGUUGUCCCGGCCCAUGGUCAUAGCCAAAUCAAAACGGUACAAAUGGACUAAUGUAUACAUGGAUGUUGGAUCACAGGGCCUUCGUCUGAUGACUACAGUUUCGACGCCCGCUUUUGACAACGUGGUCGAAAGGGCUAAUGAAGGUAUUCUGCUUGGCGUAGCAGGUGUCGAUGUGCCUAUUAAUGAAAUGAACACCUACACGCCAUCUUACAGACUUGGCCUUAACGGAUAUACAUUUUCAAUUACAAACAAUGGUUACAUCAUGAAUCAUCCUGAACUUCGUCCAAAGUACAUGAAUCACAAAGGCGAAGAGCUGGACAAGCCGAACUACAACAGUGUGGACAUGUCUGAAGUGGAACUACAGGACAGAAGACACAACUACACUUACGACAACGGAACCAAAGUCUGGGUUGAGGACGGGCUGCGUAGUAGGAUGGUGGAUGGCCAAGUGGGGGGCUACACUCUGGAUGACGUCAUCUACCGCAUGUCUGCGUGGGACAGGAUAGACAUCAGAGACAUGAACUACUACUUCACCCCAUUGGAGAAAACACCCUUCCGACUCGCAAUUGCUAUCCAGCGUGAGUUCGGCAUGUACAACUUCUCGCUCAAGUCGGGAAUGGGUCGCCGAGAUGAUCCGAAAAAAAUAAAAGCCAUGGAAUCAAAGAACAUUCGAUUGGAUAAAUGCAAUGCACCGCAACCAAACGGCCCAAAACACGAUACUCUCUCGGUUUGUGCGGUAUACUGUAUGAUGGACGAGGGUACCAGUAAAGAGAUGAGUCAAAUGCAGGCGGUCAUCAACGAGAUCAAGGAUCCCAUGCUUAACCGGGAACUCAAAGUCAUCUGCAACACGAAUGCGGUGAAUGCAGUGAUAGAAGACGCAGUGGUGACUCAGGAGUUCGCAGACUCAUUCUGGAGAGACCGAGAAGGCGACCAUGUAGCCAUGGGUGUUCAAGAAGUGUUUGUGGGGACGCGGAGUGGAUUUCUACGCUUCAAACAAAUAGGCCAGAAGAAAACAGAUGCUGUCUACUCAAAGAUCCUCAAGGUUCUGGCGGAGGAGGAGUCUACACUUGGUGCCGAGUUCUUCCAGAUGGCAUCUUCGAUUUAUUCCCUCAUGAACAGAAGUGGAGCUCUUGUUAUAUGGAUUCCCACUACUAGAGAUAUAUACGACGUUGCCAAAAAGCAUCAAGGAGUGAUGGCAGUUGCGAGACUGGUCUUCGCCGGACACACCCCGGACAAACAGAACCCAUACUCAUCUGCUCAAUCGGGAGGAGGGUCAUACAACAGCAACAACUUCUAUAAUGACAGAGACCAGUAUUCCAAUUCAUGGAACAGGGACUCAAAGUCAGACACCCAGUUCGAGUCUCAGGAGUCGCAGAGUCUGUUUGAUCCCUCUAAGUUCAACUACUACAACAAAAGACAGCGACGCAGUUCCUCGUCAUCGUCAUCCGAGGGGAACAACGCUAGCAAAAGCACAGAAGGCGAGGGAUUGAGAAAGAAAAUUGAGGAGAUUUUUCUGGACUCGUCGCUUUAUGAGAAGUUUGACAAUGGGACUUAUCCCGAAAUAGACCCGAGUAGCUUUUACUACCCUGAACACGAGAAGAACCCGAGGGCAUUAGUUGGAGCUGUGGGCAUGUAUGUGAGUCUGGACUCGGUGGAGCAGAAGUUCAAUGACAUCCUGCGGGAGAGUGGGCGGGAACAGAGCUCAAGGCAGACUGCCAGCACAUUCGCACAACAGAAGUCAUGUCUAGAGAGCGACUUGAUUGAUUGCUAUAUUUUGGACCACAAUGCCUUCGUUGUGAUGUCCGAAAAUAAAGACCACUUUUCCAAGUUCUUCGGAGAGAUAGACGGAAACGCAAUGAGAUCGUUGGAGUCAAUGAACCUUUUCAAGAAUUACACACUGUUGGAUCAACAAGGCAUGUGUGAGUUCACAAUAUCCAAUGAAAAGGCAGCAGCCAACAGACCCUCAUUUGCGUUGUUCCGAGCAUCUGCGAGAAUUGUGGAACUUACUUUCGGACUAAUCUCUCAACUAGUAUUCGUCAACAUAUUCCAAUUGUCGCUUCCACUCAUGGACAUCUGGAACAGAGCCAUGGUUCUUGCCGAAGACUUCAAGGAGAACUUGGAGGAGGCGGUGGACAGUGUGGUGAGUCCAACUCUGAAUGAACCCACAAUUGUGAUUGAGAAGAAGGGCUACGAGCCAUGUGACAUGGAGAAGUUAGUCUACUUGAGGAACUUCGAGGCUGUGGACGGACACACCAAGUACGAGUGCAAGGAACUCAACGCACAACUCAAGUGCUUCAGAAAGAUGUUGUACACGGACAUAAGGGAGACCAAUUUAGUGCUGCUGACAGUCAUCAACUCCCCCAACUGCCAGUGCAAUCGGGAGCCCUUCAGUCUGCGCAAGACGAGGAAGGAGUACGCCAGCAACCUGGAAAAGUGUGACCGGAUGCUGUUCCAGAAACACAGGUCCAGACCGCCCAACUGUGAAAACUUCCACGAAAAGGAGGACUCCAAACAUUGUGGUCGGAGCUUCCGAACAGAAGUGACUUCUCUUCUUCUCUGGAUUUCAAUCGUAUUCCACUGCAUCAGACAUAGCUUAUAACCUCAUAAACUUUGAUUAAUAAACUCAAUUGAAAACAACGAAUCAAUAACUUGAAGUUUAUUGAUUCCCUUC